Microdochium trichocladiopsis is the source of this 1966-nucleotide messenger RNA. RefSeq lists its product as uncharacterized. The record is from RefSeq and is a predicted model, not a curated record. The coding region runs from base 131 to 1774 and encodes 547 amino acids. Lineage: Eukaryota; Fungi; Ascomycota; Sordariomycetes; Xylariales; Microdochiaceae. The transcript has 3 exons.
GGUUUUGUCAUUGUUGUAUGCAUGACUUCACAAGUUUCUCGACGUCGAGACGAGCAUCCGUCCGUUUGAAAACCUGCACAACUCAGCCAUCAACACGACGCACUGACGAGCUCACUGCUGGGCCAACAUCAUGACGCGCAUCCUGUCCUUAGUCUUCGCUCCACUAUUCUUCCAGCACGUGUUGUCAUUACAGGUGACUCCGAAUUCCCCUUGUUCGUCUUUCUGCGUCGAUUCCAACGACCUCAACUUUGCCGACCCAAAUUCCUCAAACACGAAAAACAAAGACAUCGUCUGCUAUGACUCUGAAUAUCAGUCGUCCCCCGCCGGGCAGAAAUUCCAGCGGUGUCUCAGCUGUUUGCAGGAUAGCACAUACAGCCAGGGAUCGGAAAGCGACCAGUUGUGGUUCUUGUACAACUUGCGUUACGCCGUGGACUACUGCAUAUUUGGUUUUCCCAACGCAACGAACGUCGCUUCCACACCAUGCUCGACCGAGAAGGCAUGUGGCCAGCUUGAGGGCGCUCUUACUGGCGACCUUCUCAGCAGUGCCAAGAAGGCAGACUACGCCUUCUGCGAUGCCAAUGGGGGCGUGAUGCGCAGCGAGGAGAUCAAGAAGUGCCAUGCUUGCGUGUCUGCUUCGGACGACCAAGACUUUCUUGCAAACUAUGUCGUUGCACUGGAUGCAGGCUGUCAACAACAACCUUCGCAAGGAGUUGCGAUUGGCCUCAGUGACACCGUCUUCACGAAGGAGAAUAUCAACACGGUGGACCCAAGCACGACAAACACGACUUCACAAAAGACGCUGGGAACGCCUGUGCUUGUUGGCAUUGGCAUCGGAGCCGCGGUCGUCUUGCUUCUCCUCGCUGGCAUCAUCUUUGUGUGCUGCAGGAGGCGACGUAACAAACGCCUCCGCCUCGGUGAUGGCGACAGACAGGACAGGAUGACUUCUCAAGAGUAUCCCAUCUCGCCGCUGUCCUUCCACUGUCAAGCGCACCCAAGCGGGUUCGAGCCCACAACACUCAAGGGCUCAGCUAGAGCCACGGUGGAAGAGUCCAAAGUACACCCAGGGCCCAUAGACUUCACAGCCAGCCCCAAGAUGCUCGAGGCGUCCGCGUACGAGAAGCCCAACUACGGUGGCUGGCAGCCUCAGCUACCGAAAUCCCGCAUGGAAAGUAAGAACGACCGAAGUCCUACCUCGCUCAAUAGUAUACAGACAACAAACCCGACCCCUACGAUACCAGGCAAUGUCCACUACGCCUGGUCGCCCCAUAUCACCCGCUUCUCUCCGGUGGAGGAUUUGAUCUCGCCCCAAAGCACAACCAGCACGACGAGCACGACAGCUCUGCUGCCUCUAAAACCAUACAAUCCAGCCGAAUGGGGAAGCCCUGUUGUGUCGAUCGCAGAAGGCGUCGGCGCUGCAACACCCACGAUACCAACGCCCACUUCCGCGGCCACGGCAAGUCCACUACUCGGACGCAGCUGGGGUGACAUACCAAGAAAGUCCUCCCUCCCCAUACAAGUCCUUCGACAACAACCACAGCAAGAAAAGAAAGAGCCGUGGGGAGAACUGCCCCCACGACCGUCUCCAACACCACGGAAAAACACCACAACACUGGAGACGGUGACUCUCGCGGUGGCCGGAGGCAGGACUGCACGUACCGCCACCGCCGCCAUGCCGCCGCCAAAACGGGGGAGCAGUCGCGCUCGCAAUUCCGGGACAAGUCCAGUGGAGGCGAGUCAGAUCACCAUCGCGUUUGCUGGGCCGCCAAAGAGGUAGCACGUUUUCCAACCUCGAGGCACGCAACAAUCAUUAGUGACGCGUGGGACCUUCACCUGAGCUACUAAAGCUUUCUCUUUGUCUGUAUUUUAUAAGCGACGUCAAAUAUAGCGAAUUCAUUAUUCAGGCUCAGUGCAAGAUGAUAGAUACACCUGGUCGUAUGGAAGGAGUGUGCCUGAUUUGGUGUUCUGU